Molecule: messenger RNA, 2211 nt
Organism: Syngnathus acus (greater pipefish)
Lineage: Eukaryota; Metazoa; Chordata; Actinopteri; Syngnathiformes; Syngnathidae
Gene: ero1b
Product: endoplasmic reticulum oxidoreductase 1 beta
Exons: 17
Coding region: 176-1636 (486 amino acids)
Biological process (GO): protein folding in endoplasmic reticulum
Cellular component (GO): endoplasmic reticulum membrane; endoplasmic reticulum
Molecular function (GO): FAD binding; protein-disulfide reductase activity; thiol oxidase activity
Source: RefSeq, a predicted model, not a curated record
CAUUCGGAAAGCCGUCCAAGUUGUAUGGGCUUCCCCCCCCCCCCCUUUUCUUCGCGACAGGUUUGUUUUCCACAAGGGCCUCAUCGGCCGGCGCCAGUAUCCGCGCCAGGCUGUGUCGACCUCCCUCGCCCUUCUCAACUGGACGCCGGAGCCGCCCGCCGCAAGCUGCUGAGGCAUGUGGAGAGUGACUUUGGAGGCGUUCGGCGUUCUUCUGCUGGCCUUCCUGUUGGGAAAUCUCGCUUUAGCCUGGUUUGAGCUCAGCAAGCCCUUGACGGAGGCGCGCACGGAGCCGCAGCAGCCGCAGGAGCCGCAGGAGCAGAGCUGCUUUUGCCAUCUGACGGGGGUGCUGGACGACUGUUUCUGCGAUGUGGAGAGCAUCGACGUCUUCAACAACUUCAAACUUUACCCUCGCAUCAAGAAGCUGACGGAGCGAGACUACUUCCGCUACUAUAAGGUCAACCUCAAGCGGGCGUGUCCCUUCUGGCCCGACGACGGUCACUGCGCCAUCAAAGACUGCCACGUGGAGCCCUGUCCGGAGAGUCAGGUUCCCGCUGGCAUCAAGUCGGGCAAUUACAACAAGUAUUCGCAGGCUGCCGACGGGAGUGACGGGAGCGGCGGGUGUGAGCAAGCGCAAGAGCUGGGAGCCAUCAACAGCACGCUCAGCAAUCAGAGCAAAGAGGCGUUUGCCGACUGGGCGCGGCACGACGACGCCCAAGACCAUUUCUGCGAGUUGGACGACGAGUCGUCCCCAGACGCCGAGUACGUGGACCUGCUGCUCAACCCGGAGCGUUACACGGGCUACAAAGGCCCGUCGGCGUGGAGGGUCUGGAACAGCAUUUACGAGGAGAACUGCUUCAAGCCCAGGUCCGUGUACCGACCUCUCAACCCUUUGGCCCCCAGCAGAGGAGACGACGGCGACGGCUUCUACGACUGGCUGGAAGGAUUGUGUUUGGAGAAGCGGGUUUUCUAUCGCCUGAUCUCGGGCCUUCACAGCAGCAUCAACAUCCACCUGUGCGCGCAGUACCUGCUGGACGAGGGAUGGGGCAGGUCGGUGUGGGGUCCCAACGCGGAGGAGUUCCGCUGGCGUUUCGACAGGGCGGAGACCAAGGGCGAGGGCACGCGGCGCCUGAAGAACUUGUACUUCCUGUACUUGAUGGAGCUACGGGCACUCUACAAGGUGGCGGCCUACUUUGAGCGCUCCGUGGUCCACUUGUACACGGGGAACGGACACGAGGACACCCAGACCAAAGAGCUGCUCCUGCAAGUCUUCAACCAGAUCAAGAUGUUCCCCAUGCACUUUGACGAGAAGUCCAUGUUUGCCGGACAUGAGAAGGAAGCCAAAAGCCUCAAGGAGGAAUUCCGUCUUCACUUCAAGAACAUUUCCCGGAUCAUGGAUUGCGUGGGCUGCAGCAAAUGUCGACUGUGGGGAAAACUGCAGACCCAAGGCCUGGGCACAGCCCUGAAGAUCCUGUUCUCGGAGAAGCAGAUCAAGAACCUGCCGGAACGCUCCGGUUCCAAAGGCUUCCAGCUCACUCGCCAGGAAGUCGUGGCCUUGAUCAACGGCUUUGCCAGGCUGUCGUCCAGCAUCUACGAGUUGCACAACUUUCGUCUGCUGCUGAAGGAAAGCGGCAGGUAACGGGAAGUGGCCAUACCUUGAAGGCCACCCGCCCCCCUUCUCAACGUCGGGAUCUUCCGAUUUGGACUAGCGUGCGUUCAUGCCAGAGGCAUACUUUGUAAUCAUUCGGAGAGUGCCAUCAUUUGCGGCAGCGGCGGCCAUCUUGUCUCCAGCCCAAAUUUGAGGAGGGGGAAACGUUCCUACCGCUGGAUUGUGCGUGCGUGCGUGUGUGUUUGCGUGCGUGUGUACACGCUUUUGUUUUGUCCAGCAGAGAAAAGAGCAGAUGAACUGAUUGCCAUUGUUCUUUUUUCCAAUGAAAAGUUUGGACUUGAAGCUUUUGAUUUUUCCGUCUUAAUAUGCGUGUGUGCUGCAGAAAGAGAAAAUGGACCAAGGAAUUUGACCCUGCCUCAGUCAUUAGAUUUUUUUUUUUUUUUUUGGCGUUGGGAAUGAUCCACCUGGGUUUUGGUUUUGGUAGUCUCUAACAACUCUUUGGUCUGCUUGGGAAAAAAAUGAUGCUGCAUCUUGGGAGUACUGUACAUAUUGUGCUGAAAAUGUUUUUCUUCUCCAAAAAUUCCCAAAUGGAUUUUUAGUCAAGA